Messenger RNA from Salvia splendens (bonfire salvia), 863 nucleotides. Its product is annotated as Fanconi anemia group J protein homolog. Gene Ontology annotation, cellular component: nucleus. The coding region runs from base 200 to 676 and encodes 158 amino acids. The record is from RefSeq and is a predicted model, not a curated record. Gene Ontology annotation, biological process: double-strand break repair involved in meiotic recombination; nucleotide-excision repair. NCBI's taxonomy places the organism in Eukaryota, Viridiplantae, Streptophyta, Magnoliopsida, Lamiales, Lamiaceae. The transcript is spliced from 8 exons. Gene Ontology annotation, molecular function: DNA binding; DNA helicase activity; ATP binding.
UAAUUUUUUCUGGUCACUCACUGGACAAAUUACUAAGGUCUUUUAUACAACGAGGACGCAUGCUCAAAUCUUUCAUGUGAUUAGCAAGCUUAGGCUAACACCUUACCGGGACUUCAAGUUAGCCAUCUUGGGAUCAAGAAGGCAAUAUUGUAUCAAUCCCUCUUCAAUAAAGCAUUCGAAGAUUGAUAUAGCGUGUCAGAUGCUAAUGAAGGAGACAGAAGAUCCCUGCCUGCUGCAUAACAAUGUUUCUGCUGUCAUAGAUCACCCGAGCCUAGCAAAUGUGACUGACAUAGAAGAAAUUUGCAGUAUUGGUUACACUGUUCAAGGUUGUCCGUACUAUGCGUCACGUCUUCUUGCAAAAACAGCGGAUCUUAUAAUUUGCCCUUACAAUUACAUGAUCAAUCCAAGUCUCCGGGAGAUAUAUGCGAUAAAUUUGGAUGGGAACGUACUAAUAGUUGACGAAGCACAUAGUAUAGAGGACACAAUUCGAGAAAAUGCAAGUUUUGAUAUUGAUGAACAAACUUUUGAAGAAUUGUUAACAGAUCUGAACCAGGUGAGGGAAAUGGUGUCUGGCAUAUACCAAGACUUGCUUGAUAUGACAAAGGUGAUAUUUUGUAAGCCUUUAUUAAUUUCCCAAAUUCAGUUCUUCUUCUUAUUGUAUCAGAAUUAUAUGUAGGGCAUAAUUGAUUGGAUGAAACAAUGGAAACUUGCAUUCGAUGAUCUUAAGAAGGAUUCCAUUUGGUUAGUAUUCAAUAUUAGCUAUGGUGGACUAUUUUUUCGUUUUUUCCUUUGCUGAUGGGAGACCUUCUCAUCAACUCAGCUGGAAAGGAGUUGAAGCUUCAAGACAGCUCGCGGCGGCUAAG